Molecule: messenger RNA, 1513 nt
Organism: Serinus canaria (Common canary)
Lineage: Eukaryota; Metazoa; Chordata; Aves; Passeriformes; Fringillidae
Gene: TMED6
Product: transmembrane p24 trafficking protein 6
Exons: 4
Coding region: 391-1161 (256 amino acids)
Biological process (GO): endoplasmic reticulum to Golgi vesicle-mediated transport; Golgi organization; intracellular protein transport
Cellular component (GO): Golgi apparatus; COPII-coated ER to Golgi transport vesicle; endoplasmic reticulum
Source: RefSeq, a predicted model, not a curated record
GGAGGAGUUCCUGGGUUAGCUUAGGGGUGAUACAGGGACUUUCUAAAUUUAGUUCUAAGUUUCUCUUGGCUGCUGUUCAGCAAAGCCAGGGCUGGGAGAAGUCUUGUCUAGGAACAGCUGCUUCCCCUUCUGUCCUUCAGCUGCAGGUGCUGCACUGAGUGUCCCUUGUCCCCUGGCUGUGGCCAUGCAUUUUCCUCCCCUCCUGUAAAUCCCUUCCCUGGAGAGAAGGAGCACCAGGUCAGAGAUGUGGGCCAGUUGGUGGUGCCCCACUGGCAGGAGCUGUGUCCUGUUCCUGCCUUCUCCAGGGCAGGCUCUUGCCCUGGCAGCGCAGGUGUCCGAGCUGCAGCUGGCACAGGAUCACCUUGAGCCACGGCUGCUGUGCUGUGGUUAAUGAUUACCCUGUGCCUCACACUGCCCUGCCUGGCGUGGGGAGCCAGUGCUGCAGCCCAGGGGAGCAGGAGGAUGCUGCUGCUGCUGCUCCUGGCUCUGCUGGGCCCCGCUGGCUGCCCCAGGACCGAGCCCCUGAGCGGCUCCAGCCAGGAGCCGCUGUUCCGCGGCGCCGACCGCUACGACUUCGCCAUCAUGAUCCCUGCCAGCACUGUAGAGUGCUUCUGGCAGUUCUCACACCAGGGAGGCAACUUCUUCUUCAGCUACGAGGUCCAGCGGGCAACGGGGAUUGGCAACAGCAGGAGCAUCCUGGUCACAGCGAGUGACCCCAAUGGCUUCCAGCUCGGAGAGUCCCAGGACGUGCGAGGACAGAUCAACUUCCUCACCAAGGACACAGGUUUCUACCAGCUCUGCCUGGACAACCGGCAAAACCACUUCGGCUUAAUGCAGGUGUAUCUCAACUUUGGUGUGUACUACGACGACUUCAACAUGGAGCACAAGCAGACAGCAGAGAAGAAGGAGCUGAAUGACACCCUGGAGGCAAUUGGGGUGAGCAUCCGGAAGCUGCAGAUCCACACCUUUCACAUGUGGCGCUUCUACAACUUUGCCCGGAUGAGGAAAGGGGCUGACUCCUUCCUCCUGGAGUCCAACUACAACUACGUCAACUGGUGGUCGAUGGCCCAGAGCUGUGUCAUUGUCCUCUCCGGGGUGCUGCAGCUCUGCUUCCUCAAGCGCCUCUUUCAUGCACAAACCUCGGGCAGCCAGAGGUGCUAGAACAGGGCAGGGACCCCCUGCAGAGCCAGCUCACCUGGCUGUCACUCUGGCCUACUACAGAGUAGGAGCAGAGGCUGGAUUCUGCUUCCAGGAGGCUGGAAAGUUCCCCCUGCUCCUCCCUCAGGUCUAGCCCUGGCAUCUGCCCGAGAAAAGUCAAAGGCCACACUGUCACCUGUGUUCUGUAUGCUGUGUGGGUUUGUCACACUCCUACCCCUUGUUAGUAUCUUAAUGGGCCUCUUCUACCGGACUCCCAAUAAAGGAGCCCCUGGCAGAGUCUGGGGAGCGACUGCUGCCUGCUAAAGCCAUCCAGCCUCUGUGGGAUUAAAAGCUGCUGGUCCCUCCCUCUCCUGAA